AGAAAGAACUAACAAACCCAGAGAGAGAGAGAGAGAGAGACUGAGAGUGGAAUGAAUAAAUAAAUAAUAUCUAAACCCUGGAGAACAAGCAGAGGGGACAUGAUCAGGGAAACGACAGUUCUAGGGCUAGCGUCUGAAGCUGCUGUGCAACUUUCUGGUACCGAGGAAGAGGGGCAUGCUGGGAUACAGGCAGACAAUGCCACUGCAGACAAGGACUCCCCUGUCGCAGUGUUGCAGCUGCAGCAUGGUGCUCCAGUGCAGCAGGGGGAACUACAGGAGCUGCAGCACCAGGGAGCCUCAGUAGAGGGGCUACAGCAGCACCAGGGGCCUCCAGUGCAGCAGGGGGCGCUACAGGAGCUGAUGCAGGAGCAGCCGGUGGAAGUGUUGCAGAGUCAGGAGCAGCUGGUCCAGCAGGGGGAGCCAGUGCAGGAGAGGGGGAGGGCUGGAGAGCAGGACGCUAUGUUUGAGACACUCUGCUCUGAGCUGCUCUCCGCGAUCAGCCUUCUCAACACCAGCAUGAGCGAGAUCCUGGACUUGAAGGAGGAGUUGUUAAGCCACACCCUCCCUGGCAGCCUCCUCAUCCGAUUGGCUGUCGCCACCGGGCGGCUGUUCCGCAGUUGCUGUGAUGUGUUCACCCCGGGCUCAGAGCUGGUAAGGCUAGUUCGCCGCUACAGCGCCCCCUGGGAGCAGAGCAGAGAGGUCCUCCAGAAACUGCACGCUCACACAGACAGGAGUCAGGGUUUGCUCUCAGUGGCUGUGCGCAGACUCCAGUUACUCGACGCCAAUUCUCGCAGGACUCAUCAGCAGCAGCGAGUUCAGGACUGGGAGCGUCUCUUUGCCAAGCUCAUGAGCUCCAAAACGGUUGGGGGUAGGUGGAGGUUUCGUUUGGACAGCCUGAAGCAGAGAGACCUGGAGGGUCGGCUUCUGGACUCCAGGCCUCCUCACAGUGCCCCUGUGUGGCCAGAGAGGGGCGGUGCAGAGACACAGGAAGCAGCAGACGGUCUAACAGACAGAGAGGAGCCUGGCUCAGACAGUGACAGGGAGGGUCGCGUGUCGGACGAGGCGGACUCGGAUGUGGACUCAGAGCACCCCCUGCUCAGGGAGACAGUGGACAUGGGGACACAGACAGACAGGGGGACAGAGGACACAGAGUCGCAGACAGACAGAGGGACAGAGGAGACGGAGACGCAGACAGACAGAGGGACAGAAGACAGACAGACCUGGACCGGGGACCCCCAGCUUCACAGGUCCCUGUGUGUGGGAGUCAGUGCAGUGACUGGUUCUGGUUCCAGUUGUGAGUCUGGCCUCUGGGUUCUCGUCUCGUAUGGCGGGCAGCAGCAGCGGAUGUGUGUCUCUGGUUCUGGUGUCGGACCGGGUCGGAAACACGUGCGGAUCUCAGAGGGAGAGCCUGCCCCCCCCGCGGGGGUCUCAUCAGUUGCCCCCCCCUCUGGAAUCCUGAGGACAUCCCCUCCAAAACAAGACCCCGCCCCCGGAGCAGCUGGGGAGGAGGAGCUGAGAUUCCAAGAGGAGGCGUGUUCAAGAACCCUGGGCGUGUCACUGUAUCGCCAUGACGACAGUCUGAUAGGGGAGGGGUGUGUCAGCCUCCCUCAGGACGUCCCCUCAGUGCGGGGCUCUGUUUUGGGGAGCCCGCAGUGUCACAGUGUGUCUGUACCCCUCUUCUCUGGCCAGGCUCCGCAGCUCUCAGCGUCCCUGACCCUCAGCCUACGCUGGCUGGAGGAGGAGCUGCCUCGCUGGGCUCACCGCACUACUCAAGCCUGGAGUCUGGCGGAGGUGUUGCUGCAGGCCACAGGGGUGGAUCUCAGUGAGCUGAGCCCUGAGGAGCUGCUGCAGCGUCUACAGAGGCCUGCGCUGAGUGAAGCCUGCACCUCGCCUAUUGCCUGGCCCAGGCAGGAGCCCCAGCUUUGGGACAGCAGCACUGCCCCUGUGGCCUCCCUGCUGACGGGACCGGAGCUCCAGGAUGCCUGCUGCUCAGCCCUCUCCCCCCAGCUAGGGCUGGAGCAGGCACUGGCUCACUGUGUCAGGGAGCUGGAUCAGGUUAAAGAAGAGCACAGCCGGGCGAUCGCAGAACUGAAGGAGAGACAUCGGAGACAGGUGUGCAGUCUGCUGGAGAGGGAGGAGCUCGCUGGGAUAGAUCCCGCCUCCAGCCCCGCCCCUCAGACAGGUUUGGACCCGGAUGAAGGUUCUGGAUAAGAAGGCCCUGCAGAAUUGGGACCCGCGCGGCCCAGCGAGUUCACAGAGAGACAGGCCGGGCCUCGAGAGAUUGCUGUCAGAACAGAGGAGACUGAAACUGAGACCUGAGAACACAGAGAGAAAGACAGAGAGAGAGCAGGACACAGAGCUCAUCCUGCCUGCUAUCUUCAUGCCCUUGAACCCGGUUCAAGUCUCCUCUCAAGAAGGAGCGGUUCGUGCUGCGCUCCCUGCACCAGCACCGGCCCUCCCUUUCUAGGAACGGAGUGUCAGUUCUGAGCCUGCCGGAGCCGACGGUGAUGCUGCCCAAUAGGGAGCUGCGACAGAGGACAGCCUCGCCCACCAGAGAGGACCACACCCACAAGAGGAGGGACACUGGGAGGCCACACCCCCAAGAGCAGUCUGCUGGGCUAUGCCAUGGGCAGCAGUGUGGAGUAGUGGUUAGGGCUCUGGACUCUUGACCGGAGGGUUGUGGGUUCAAUCCCAGGUGGGGGGACACUGCUGCUGUACCCUUGAGCAAGGUACUUUACCUAGAUUGCUCCAGUAAAAACCCAACUGUAUAAAUGGGUAAUUGUAUGUAAAAAAUAAUGUGAUGUCUUGUAACAAUUGUAAGUCGCCCUGGAUAAGGGCAUCUGCUAAGAAAUAAAUAAUAAUAAUAAUAAUAAUAAUAAUAAUAUUAAUAAUAAGUACAAACAGCAUUACCUAAAAACAAAGAAAGCACAGUAAAGUAGAUUUUCGAUCUGUCGUUCUUACCUGCUGUUUGCUGAAAUCUCCAACCUGCUUUAUUUUUGUAAUAUCUAAUUUUCAGUGGUUUGAAGCACAGUAGCGUUUGGCACACACAAUCCCACACUAAAACACUAUGUGUGUGCGUGUGUGUCAGCCUGUGUGUGCGCGCGCGCGUGCGUCAGUGUGUGUGUGUGCGCGUGUCAGUGUGUGUGCGUGCGUAUAUCAUUUUAAAAGGGAACUGCUGUGUACCAUAAGGUGCAGAAUCAAAUAGAAACGGUCAUGCAGGUACACAGAAACUGAGCAUUCACACUUUUAUUAAAUCUCUAAUACAAUGACACAUGUAAGACAUUCUGCUUGAGUUCAUGGCUUUCUGUUUCUUUACACAGAAACACAUAUUUCUGGAUUUCGUCUUUGUGCAGGCUCACAAUGUUAUUAAACAGGCAGGACAGAUGCACGCUGCACUGCGUAUUGUUAAUGUGUUUUUCCCGCAUCUGUAAUAAAUCAUUUUCAUUUUGGUAAA
Messenger RNA from Acipenser ruthenus (sterlet), 3454 nucleotides. RefSeq lists its product as uncharacterized. The coding region runs from base 100 to 2211 and encodes 703 amino acids. Lineage: Eukaryota; Metazoa; Chordata; Actinopteri; Acipenseriformes; Acipenseridae. The record is from RefSeq and is a predicted model, not a curated record. The transcript has 21 exons.